Linum trigynum is the source of this 6444-nucleotide messenger RNA. The record is from the annotation of a GenBank genome assembly. Lineage: Eukaryota; Viridiplantae; Streptophyta; Magnoliopsida; Malpighiales; Linaceae.
CAACUUUGAAAAAGCCACGUCGGCCACGCAAAGCUACAUUUUCGGAAUGGAGGGCUGCUGCACACACUCGGACGAUUCCCGCGGAAGAUUAUUGAUGGAUGGAAAUAACUGUAACUCUGGGCAACUGUGACCUUCAUUUUGUAAAUAUAACUCACAAAAUUUGAGAAUUCCUUCUAACUUGGUGUCUUCUAUGCGGCUAAUUCUGACUCCUAGAUCUCCGGAUUUCAGACCCCGUUCCAAGCUAAUCAUCUUCACCUCAGUGCUAAACUUGAUAAGAAUUAAUGUAAAUCAACUAACGGGAGGUAUGUAUUUGGGCGAGAUUGGCAAACUGAUUAAACGAUUGUUGGUAAUAGGAUUGGAAUUUGGUUGGAGAUGGAAACAUGAAGAUGAUUUCGCCGGCGGCACCACAUAGAGACCAAUCUACCGCAAAUACAAAUAUGACGCUAGGGUUCCCUAUGGCUUCACCGCCAGUUAAUUGUAUUGCAGGUUUAUGGCCCUUGAGUUUUGUGUGGGCUUUCAAUAUGGGCUAGAGGUGACUAAUCUUGAAAUUGAGAAUGACAACAAAAUAGAAGCCCAUUUCUAUAUCAGAUUGUGAUCAAAUAGAAGCCCUAGCCGAACAAUAAUAAAUCUUAAAUGUAAAUCAAAAUAGAUCCUAAUUAGAACUAAUGACACUUAAUUGCAAUAAAACUCCACUGUUCAUGUAAAAAAAUAAAUUAAUAACAAACAAAUGCACCAAAUGAUCCAUUUGUUCUCCAGGGGAAUAAUAAUCUGUUAAUAAAACAUACAUAUCACUACUACUAGUUUAAACAGUAGACAUGGGUAGAAUUGCUUAAAUAAACAGGAAGCAAGUUUGAGAUUUAUAGCCAAACAGAAGCAAAGCUGUUUUACAAAGGAAUAAAUCUGGCAAAUUAAUCACAUGUCUGAUCACGCAAACCACACUGCAACUGGAAAGUUCAAUCAAAAAUUUCUGGGAAUACUAUUUUUAGCAUCGAGUUUGGGUCUUCACCAUUAUCAUUCUCGAUCAAGAUUUUGAGACCUUGCCUUGUUGUAACUCUGGACAAUGCAACAUAGAGUUGGCCAUAACUGAAAACCUGCCUCUGGAGACAUAAGCCAACAUGAUCGAGUGUUUGUCCCUGACUUUUAUUAAUAGUCAUGCCAAAACAUAGAGCAAUAGGAUAUUGUCUUCUAAGGAGAGUGAAAUCAAGACUUUUGUAAUAUGUUGACAAUGUAAGUCUAGAGAAACACACGAUCACCUACAUUGGUACCAGUCAAGAUCUCCACCUCAAUGAACCAUUUCCCAAAGUCUUAACAAUCAUUCUGGUACCAUUGCAGAGCCCAACUGUUUGAUCCAUAUUCCGCAUCAAAAUUACUGGACAUCCCACUUUAAGUUUCAGUUCAUAAUCAGGAAAGUUACCAACCUUCAAUGUAUUCAGAAACUCAGUAGUAUAAUCAGCAUCCACCACACCCUCCUUUCCAGGUUCCAUUUCAAUUGAAUUUGAGCUGAAAUAUGUCACCUCAUCUCCUGGAAAUUUUGCUAAAAUAAAUUCAUUGAUUGCAGAAACCAUAUCAUGGUGUGGUGCCAAAAUAGCUCACCUGACCAAAUAAUUAUGAUCUGAAUAAUGACUGACUCACUUCUACUGUCACCCUAGGAAUUGGCCAAGUGAAACCACUUCCUAAAGCGUAGUAUAGCGGGUUAGGUUUAUAUGUCAACCCGGGUCCUAGAUCAGAUGACUACUCUGUGAAUUCUUGUUAUCUAGCAAUGAAACUGGAAUGCAAGUCUAAACUAUCAAACUAACAAAGCAAGUAAACGGUUGUAUUCAGGUUAAGAGAGGUCACCCGGAUAUGGUUCCCCCUAGACUGCAGUUAAGCCGGAUUGUAAUUACCAAGUUCAGUUUCUAUGAUAGUUAUACUGCGGAAGGUUCUUAAACAGCAUGAAGUCUCGACUAAAGGUCUUCAGACCCUCUCAAUCUGAGUCUCUAGCGGGCGACUAACCUCCACCGGAGUAAACAGAUUGAGGCCUUAACAAACAAAACCUCCACUACCGGAGUAAAUCCGGUACAGAAUAGCGAGUUGGCUCCUCGACUAAAGUCACCAACUCCCUACCUUCAAUCAAGGAUGCUCUAUUAACCUAAGCAGAUAUUCUCAUUCUAGGUUAAAGCAGAAACAACAGGAAUUUGAUCAGGAUUCAAGUCAUUCAAUCAUUCAAACCUCAAUUGAAUAUAAUCAAUCAUAGAAUCAGUACUUGGGUUCAUACAAUCAAAGCCUAACAUACAAAUCUAGGGUUCUCCAUACCCAGAUGAAUGGGAGAACUACUCCAUGGAGAAAGAAGCAAAAGCAAAAUCAGACGCGGAAUUCAUACUGUGAAGGAUGGAUUCCUGCUUCUGGACGUUGAUCGGCACUUCUCCAUGCUCAAACUGGCCUUCAAUGGUGUUGAAGAUCAAUCUAGGGCACUUGGAGACUCUUGUUCGUCGCUUUCUCUCUCUAGGAAUCGUUCUCUCUCUCAAAAACUCGAAUCCCCUUCUCUUUGGCUGAAAAUCUGCUUAAAAGGCAUCAGUGGCCAAAGCACGGUCGAGGGCACGGUCGUGUAAUGCCUCAGCCCGCCCGUGCUUUGGCUAGUGUUAAUUACACUAGGAGAAACACGGCCGUGCUUUUGGGAGGACACGACCGUGCUUUGGUGAAGCACGCCCGUGUUCUAUCUCAGCCCUGCCCGUGUUUUGGCCAAUGUUUGCCAAACUCGAAUUUGCUCUCGGCAGUAAAAGCACGGCCACAGAACACGGCCGUGUUCUGUUUUAGGUGUGCCCGUGUUUUGGCUCAGCUUCACCGAAAUGACUUCCGAAUGCCCCGAAACUCGUGCUUAGCCUUCCCUUUUACACCUUGGACCUGAAACAUGACAAAAUAGCACAACCCGGCAUAAAAUAGGCCAAAAACACACGACUAUGCCCCUCAAACGGAUAAGAACUAGGGGCGCAAAUACGUGCAAUUACAUCGUUAUCAAUGACUCAAAAGAUCACCAUAAAUUGAACCCACAAUAUCAGUAACAGGAUCUGAUUGGCGAGAUACUAAUAACUCAUGUGGAACUGAAAUAGUAGACUCACGAAAAACAUCUGAAUCAACCCCAUCACCAAUUUGCAAAAGCCAAUUCUGGAAAUCAGCAAUUGCUAGCAUUUCUUCUGGACAUUGAUUGCCACGUGCUAGCCUCAUAUUUUGGAUCAAUUUGAUUACCUUCAAAUGUUGCCACAAAUAAGACCUCUUAAUAGAUGAGUUGUCAGAAUCAGCUCGUGUACCUUUCAAUACUAUAGGCAGGGUUUGCGUAAAAUCCCCUCCGAAAACAAUUGUCAGACCUCCAAAUGGUUUCUCAUCACUAUUUUUAUAUCGGAAACGUAAUAUAUCUCGUAAUGAUUUAUCCACAGCUUCCACCACAUGUUUAUGAGACAUGACAACUUCAUCCCAAAUAAUCAAAGAAGCACGUUGGAUUAACUCUGCCAGCUCACCUCCCUGUUCAAUAUGACAGGUUGAUCGCGCAUCACUGUCAACUAGAAUAUGAAAUCGGGAAUGAGCUGUUCUCCCACCAUCCAUCAAAAGGGCUGCAAUACCAGAAGAAGCAACACAUAAAACCACCUUCUGCUCUGAACGCAAUUUCAAACAAAUGACCUGCCACAAAAAAGUCUUUCCCGUUCCACCACAACCAUUAAUGAAAAAUGACUUUCCUUGGUCACCAUACACUGAAGCCAUAAUUUCAUCAUAUGCUACUCUUUGCUGGUAAUUUAAUUUGGAAAUCAUACUAUCAAAUUUAUAAUGAAGAUCUGUGGCAUUGUAGUUAAGCUCUGCAGCGAUCAAUCUAUUAGAUGAAGAUUGCAACAUAUCAAAACUGGGAACUGGUAAUCCUGGAAAGUCUGAAAUGGUUUUGCAAUUCCUGGAGAGCAAUUUAUCAAUCUCAAGCAAGCAACAUUCUUUCAACUGAGACUCAGUCAUCUCCAAUGUACGCAUAUUAAGUUGCUUCCAACGGGAGUACAAAAUAUCAUCAGACAACAUUGUCCAAUUUCGUUCCCAUAAUCUGCCAAUAUCUGAAACUUGACAUAAGGUUAUUAUAGUGACAAAUAAAUCUCUAAGCUUCUGACCUGAUGCCCAAAGAGAUUGAUAGCAUCGUAUUUGCACGUGUUUUCACUCUGGUUUCCUGUCCAUUUUAGCUUGUCCUUGGCCUAUUUUACGCUAGGUUGUGUUGUUUUGUCGUAUUUCAGGUCCUAGCAAGUAAAGAGGUGCAUAGGCGCAAGUUUCGGGUCAUUUGGAGGUCAGAUGGUGAUUCACAGGACAAAUUACGGGCAGCCCCUGCCAAAUUACGACCGUAAUUGGUCAGGGCAUGCCCGUAAAACCAAUGUCGAGCCACUUUUGCCAAGAAUUCUUCUCGACACUAAAAUUACGGGCAAGCAUCCACCAAAUUGCGACCGUAAUUAAUGAAAUACUGGCGGUAAUUGUGAAAUUACGGGCGUAGCUCCUCUUCCAUCAGAGUGAAGUGAAACGCGCGUUUUGGGCGAAUUACGGGCAGGCCGUGAUUACGGCCGUAAUUCUGCCCGUAUUUCACCCAGAGUCGGGUUUUUGAAGGAAGAUUCGAGCCAAGGAAGGGGAUUCGGAUUUUUUGAGCAAAAACAUAGCCCUAGAGAGAGAAAGGACGAAGAACACAUCCUAGAAGUUAUCUUGGAGCUGGUUUCAUCAAAUCAAGCUUGGAGAUCAUCAUAGGAGUGGAAAUCAUCAUCCCAGAGCAGAUUCUUCCCAUAAGUAUGAGUAUGACUGCUUUGUAUCUUGUUUUCUUCUCUCUCUCUAUGGAGUAGAACCUCUCUCUCACUUGGGGAUGAAGAACCCUAGUUCUAUGUGUUAGGGAUUGAUUGUAAUGACUUGGGAUGAUAUUACUAUUUGAUUUUAAUCGAAUGAUGCAAGUUUAUUGAGUCAAUUGAAGUCUGAUCAACUUUUCCUGAUUCCUGCUGCAAUCUGAGAUAGAUAGAAUCUGAUUACGUUGCUAGAGUCUCAUCAUUCGGUAGUAGGAGAUUGGCUAUACGAGAGUUAGCCAGUUUACUGCUUUGUACUGGAAUCCAAUUCUAGUAGUGGAGUUUUGUUCUUACUGCUUCAGCUUUCUAUCCCGGUGAAGACUAGUCGUCUGCCGGGUAGUUAGACUGAGAGGGCUUGGUCAGCUUAAGAGAUUUCAAGCUACUGUCGGAUCUUCUGCAGUCUAAUCAACAGUAAAUCAACCCAGGGAAAUACAAUUGAAACCUAACUAAGGAGCUAGGGGGACUCAUUCCCGAGUGACUCUUACCUGCUUGAGAAAACCGUAUCAAUUCCUGCUUUCUUUCUGCUUUUGCUUUUACGCAACAAACACUCAACUUAGUUGGCUAGAUAAUAGAGAAUCACUGAGUAAGCAGUAGAUCUAGACCCCGGGUUGAUAAUAUAACUUGUCACUUUAAUGCAUUCCCGGACUGCGAUUAUACUUGGUCGCAGUUUGGUGUUGUGUUUUAGAGCAUCAAGUUUUUGGCGCCGUUGCCGGGGAACCUCUAGGUUAUUGGGGAAACGUGAGAAUUUGUUACUCUAGUUUUUUAUUUACUGCAUUUUAUCUCUUCCACCUGUGUGCCUUCACGGGUUACUUCUGCUGAUUGUGUGCAGGUAGUGCAUGACCCGUAGCCAGUCAGGAGAUCUACUACCACUAGACCAGGAGCUUGAACGAACCUGCAGAAACUUCAAGCGGGCUCUAAAGGCGCGACUGGCUGCGGAAGAGGCGCUAGCUCAGCUACAGAUCACUGAAGAAGAGGAGAUGGCUGAUCCACAGGGCCAUGAUGUGGUCAAUCCCAAGGAGCAAACCAUGGGACAUUACUGGACCGCCAGGGCUGCAGACAUGAGGUCACCCAUUCAACACCCUCAUAUCCCAGCCAAUAAUUUUGAGGUGAGCACCUCAGUAAUCACCAUGCUGCGCGGUUCGGUGAUGUUCCGUGGCAAAGAGGGGGAGUGCCCCCGAUCACAUCUCAGGCGAUUCCAUGAGCUCAUUGAUGGAAUCAAGAUCAAUGGGGUCCCAGCAGAUGCCAUCCAGCUGAGAUACUUCCCAUUCACCCUGGAGGGGCAAGCCAAGGAGUGGCUAGAUACUCGACCUCCGGGCUCUAUCACCACGUUCGCCAACCUGGCGGACAAGUUCUUCACCCGCUACCAUCCUCCAUCCAAGACAGCUGACCUGCAGAAGCAAAUUACCCAUUUUGCUUAGGAUGAGGAUGAGACCAUCAGGGAUGCUUGGGAGAGAUACACCAGUCUUUUCCUCAGGUGUCCCAAUCAUGGUUUCAAUGAUGCGUUCAAGGUGGGCACCUUCUAUCACGCCCUCUUCCCGGAGGACAAGCAGCUGAUUGAUUCGGUUUGUGGCGGGAACAUGCUGACCAAAACACCGCCACAGCUGAAUUAACUCUUUGAGGAGAU